Gloeophyllum trabeum ATCC 11539 is the source of this 555-nucleotide messenger RNA. RefSeq lists its product as uncharacterized. Lineage: Eukaryota; Fungi; Basidiomycota; Agaricomycetes; Gloeophyllales; Gloeophyllaceae. The record is from RefSeq and is a predicted model, not a curated record. The transcript is spliced from 10 exons. Bases 1 to 555 code for a protein of 184 amino acids.
AUGGUAGCGCUUCGGGGCAAGCCGGAGGGCGGACUGGCACAUAUGAAACAUGCAUUAAUCAUCUACCUCGAUGGCUUUGGGUGUUCUGGGUGCCAAGCGCUCAAUACCACAGCGUUCACCUUAACAUCAUUGAAGCUGCGUCGCCAUUUGCAACCACUUGGUUCCUCCUACAUUGUGAAGACCGCCUACAACGACUCUUUGCUGUGUUUCAUAUUCUCCGUCACGAUCGACGUCUGGAAUAUUCUCUACUGGGCUCUCAGUGAUUCAAGAUAUCGCCACACACUGUCCCUAAUGUUGACCCUGGCAUUGACGAACGUCGUGAGCCAGCGUCUCGUCGUUCGACUUCGUGCGAGCGAUGAACUGGACUAUAACGAAGACCAUAUACUCGGCACGUUCUCGAAAGAGCUCGACAUCAUUGCUAGGCCCGCUUCGCCCAUGAUCUUCGAGGAAGUGCCCAAGUCACCCACAAAUAAUGUCCGGACAGACAUUUACGAAUUCCGUCGCCCAGGACGAUUGAGCCAUAUUUCCGAGGAGGUUGAACUGACAGUGCAUUGA